GGCGAGUUAGAUGUUAAAUGGAUCAAGUCAUGCUAACUUCGUUGCAGGAGUUUGGUGUUGCUUGAUGCCUAAUGCUUUAGCAGGAACAUACAUACUCCUUAACAUAAUGUUGAUUCCUUUCUUAGAACUUUUCUGGACAAUAUAUCAAUGCGCAUGUUUAUAAAGGGUUCUGAUUUUCUCAUCAAUCAGCAGGAAUUCUAUAAUGUGGCUCAACGAUUCCUUCUUCAAACUUUUGUCGACAAUUAGUGCCUAUAUUUUAAGAGGUUCCAGUGGUCAGUCGGCGGCGGCAUCUCCAUCGACCGUGAAAAUGGACCUCACUGAAUCGAUCAGAAAUCACACACAGGUUUCUUUCAAGCUAGCGAAGCACGUCUUCUCGACCGAAGUGAAAGGAGAUUCCAACCUUGUUUUCUCUCCUCUCUCAGUCCACGUCGUCUUGGGCCUAAUCGCCGCCGGCUCUAAAGGCCCGACGCUCCGCCAGCUGCUCGCUUUCCUCGGCUCCAACUCCUCCGAAGAUCUCAACGCGUUUUCGUCUCACAUCGUCACCGUCCUCUUCGCCGACGGAAGUGCCGCCGGUGGCCCUCUACUGUCGGCGGCGAACGGUGUGUGGAUUGAGCGCACUCUUCGCGUUAAGGAUUCCUUUAAGCAAGUCGUGGACUCUGUUUACAAAGCUGUUUCUGAAUCGGUUGAUUUCCGGCACAAGGCAAUUGAAGUGGUUAAUCAAGUGAAUUCCUGGGUUGCGAAGGAAACAAGUGGUCUUAUCAAAGAGAUACUCCCUGCUGGUGCAGUUGAUGCUACAACACAGCUCAUUUUAGCGAAUGCGUUGUACUUUAAAGGAGCCUGGGCAGAAAAAUUUAGUGCAUCAGAGACACAAGACCGAGAGUUCCACCUCCUUAGUGGCAGCUCCAUACAAGUCCCCUUCAUGAGCAGUAAGAAGAAGCAGUACGUGAAUGCCUGUGAUGGUUUCAAAGUUUUGGGACUACCCUACGAACAAGGCGAGGAUAAGCGUCGCCGUUUCUCCAUGUACUUCUUCUUGCCGGAUGCCAAGGACGGGCUCCCAUCCCUGAUGGGUAAGAUCACAUCUGAAGCCGGGCUUUUAGAGCACCACAUUCCCAAACGUCAAGUUGCAGUGGGGAAUUUUCAUAUCCCGAAGUUCAAAAUAUCUUUCGGCUUUGAAACUUCAAACACUCUGAAGGAGCUUGGGGUGGUGUUGCCUUUUGCUGGAGGGGGGCUCACUGAAAUGGUGCACUCCUCUGGUGUGCGAGGCGGUCUAUAUGUUUCAAAAAUCUUCCAUAAGUCUUUUAUUGAGGUUAAUGAGGAAGGCACAGAAGCUGCAGCGGUUACGGCAGCUGUUGUGAAGGCCCGGGGUUUCUUGGUGGAAGACAGAGUGGAUUUUGUGGCUGACCAUCCCUUUCUCUUUAUUAUCAGGGAGGAUUUGACCGGAGCCGUUGUCUUCAUCGGGACUGUGGCUAAUCCUCUUUCUGAUUAAUUAACCAAACUACGUAUACUUCAUGUUAACCGACCCCAAAAUCUUUUGGGACUACGACUUGGAUGUUGUUGUAUAUACGAAGUAUUAUGUAUGUUUCUGUAGUGAUUCAACAAUACCUACUAAGUUAUUAGUUGCUGGCAUGGCUAAAUGAAAUCUACUUUACAUGUAGUUCAAUGCCAAUUCCAUGCUCAAGCUUGUCAAUGCAUAUAAUUCAUAUCUUUGUUUCAUUUUUUCUCAUCCAAAAUAUAAAACCAUAUCA
Cuscuta epithymum is the source of this 1745-nucleotide messenger RNA. NCBI's taxonomy places the organism in Eukaryota, Viridiplantae, Streptophyta, Magnoliopsida, Solanales, Convolvulaceae. The record is from the annotation of a GenBank genome assembly.